Messenger RNA from Notolabrus celidotus (New Zealand spotty), 824 nucleotides. RefSeq names its product peptidyl-tRNA hydrolase 1 homolog (gene ptrh1). Gene Ontology annotation, molecular function: peptidyl-tRNA hydrolase activity. The record is from RefSeq and is a predicted model, not a curated record. The transcript is spliced from 3 exons. Bases 297 to 815 code for a protein of 172 amino acids. NCBI's taxonomy places the organism in Eukaryota, Metazoa, Chordata, Actinopteri, Labriformes, Labridae.
GUGAGAACACUGUUUCCUGUUGUCUUUGUUCCUCUCGUUGAUUCAUGUGAGAGCUGCUGUCACCUCUCUGACCGGGUGGAGAUCUAUUCCUAUCAAAGACAAACAUUCUGAUUUAUCAUGAUCCGGAUUUAAACACAGAUACAGGUCCAGGUACUUAGACCGGAUCCCUUUCUGAGACCAGCCUGAUCCUCAGAGAUCAGACUGACACUAACAGCAGAGAGCUGACCCUUUGGUGCUGACAUGUUGGAGUAAAUAUAUAAAAUACAACAUCAUUAAAACAGAUAACGGUCUGAUAUAUGAGCCGAAUUAAAGAGGCCUCUCUCUUUAGUAAGGUCUGUGUGUUUUUAACUCUGUGUCUGAAGAAGCUGCUGGACUUUGUCACCAUGAGGAGACUCUUAACCAGGAUCAUAAACAGAGUUCUGCUGACUGAGGGGUUCACUAAAGGCAUGGGGUUAGAGAUACACACACAGGGCCGCAGGAGGAUGGUGGUGGGCCUGGGGAACCCGGGGAUGGAGGGUACCAGACACAGCGUGGGCAUGGCGGUGCUUGGCGCCCUGGCAGCCCGGCUUGGCGUUGGUGACCGUUGGCGCGGCGACAAGCACGUGUCGGGUGAGGUCAUCGUGUGGGAGGUGGAGCAGACUCAUGUGGUGCUGCUCCGUCCCAGGCUGCUCAUGAACAUCAACGGGGUGUCAGUCGCCAAGGCAGCUGGUAAAUAUGGGAUCAGGCCUGAAGACAUCCUGCUGGUCCACGAUGAGCUGGACAAACCUCUGGGGAAGAUCGCCGUCAAAAAUGGAGGAAGUGCAAGGUCAGCUUAAUUCCUCAUG